AGUGAAGGCAGAGUGGUCACAUUCAGCUUUGACUGAGAGCUCGACAGUUACCGCUGGAUUGUUCUUGGAAUACAAUCAUGAAACUGCUUCAGGAUUCAGAGGACGCAAAGGCCAAAAGAAAGAGUCUCAAACCUCAGGUGGAGAGACGUCGGAGAGAGCGAAUGAACUGCAGCCUGGAGAGCCUGAAGACUCUUUUGCUGAAGCGACAGAAAGGGACUGAGCGCAGAGUGGAGAAAGCAGAGAUACUUGAGCACACAGUCCUCUUCCUGCAGAACACAGGAGACCGGACAGGCGCUGAAGGUGGUGGUGGAGGCCAGAAACACUCCUUCCAGGACGGGUUCUCAACCUGCCUGCAGAGAGCUGCUCAGUUCCUGGGACCUGAAGGGAAAGGCCUGUGGCUUGGAGCAUCGCUGGAGGCAUCUGUUGCUGCUGCUCGCUUCUCUCAUUCAGACUCUGCAGGCGUCCAAAGGAGAACUGAAGCUCUUUCCUUGUCCAGGCCUCAGCUUCUCAGAAAGUCCUCCAGGUCCAUCCUUCAGUUGCUGAUACAGAAGUCCGGGAACACACUGUGCAGGCCUGCCCUCACCAGGGCCGGUUGUGUUCAGAUCCGUGCAGACUCACACCAUCCUUCCACAACCCCUCAGCAGCCCCACAAAGUGGCGAGUCGAUUAAGCAAACAGAGCCCGUCCAGGAGCCAACCGGUCAGCCAGUCACUGUGGAGGCCCUGGCCCUGAUCACCACGCAGUGAUUUGAAAAACUGAACUUUUGAUGACUUCAACAACAACUGACUAAUAUUGACUGGUGCCAAUUCUUCCUGAAAGAGCAUUUGCAUUGUAGUCUUCUCAUCAGCGGCCUCUGGUCUUCGGAUAAAUCAUAACCACACUGUUGUUCAUGCUAUUUAACCGCAACCUCAAGGCCUGUAAAUAAUGUAAAAAUCUCAUUUGUACAUGUGCUGUAUGUGUGAUAGGGCUGACUCACUACUCUUGUUUAAUGGUUCUGAAUGAGGACAGUCAGUGGGGCAGCCAUCUAUUCUGCCGACAGGCAUAGGGACUCUCCCACACCAGGACAAACGUGAGCUGGAUCACGUGGCCGAGGCCGAGCUGUCUGGCUUGGACUGCAGCUGUGCUGGAGAGCGAGUUUAGAGGUGUGGGACCUCAGGGUUGGAGGCUGGGAGAGCCCGGGCAGCACCUCACAUUCACCUGUGUGCCAUGAUGUCUGCUGGCGUCGCUGCCACCUGUGGCUCUGUGAACAAUGCAGCUUGUAUUCUCUUUGUAUUUUAUAUAUCUUGUCUA
This is a messenger RNA of Chelmon rostratus (copperband butterflyfish), 1289 nucleotides long. RefSeq names its product transcription factor HES-2-like. Lineage: Eukaryota; Metazoa; Chordata; Actinopteri; Chaetodontiformes; Chaetodontidae. Bases 78 to 731 code for a protein of 217 amino acids. The record is from RefSeq and is a predicted model, not a curated record. Gene Ontology annotation, biological process: regulation of transcription by RNA polymerase II; anterior/posterior pattern specification; regulation of neurogenesis. The transcript is spliced from 4 exons. Gene Ontology annotation, cellular component: nucleus. Gene Ontology annotation, molecular function: protein dimerization activity; RNA polymerase II cis-regulatory region sequence-specific DNA binding; DNA-binding transcription factor activity, RNA polymerase II-specific.